This is a messenger RNA of Bacillus rossius redtenbacheri, 4041 nucleotides long. Its product is annotated as FAST kinase domain-containing protein 5, mitochondrial. The coding region runs from base 82 to 2121 and encodes 679 amino acids. NCBI's taxonomy places the organism in Eukaryota, Metazoa, Arthropoda, Insecta, Phasmatodea, Bacillidae. The record is from RefSeq and is a predicted model, not a curated record. The transcript has 6 exons.
GAACUUGACCAAGGUUUUAUGUUCGGCUUCUGUUGAUUUUUUCUAAUCUUCCUUCAAAUUGCAAUGUGUCGUUGGUAAAAUAUGUCCAACUUAUUGCUUAGAUGUGUUUUUAAAACACCGGAUGGAUUGUUAAUAAAUGUCAGCAAGCUUGUAAAGCGAUUCCAGUUUAACUUUCGCAAAGCACGUGAAAUUUCAACUAAUACAUUCUGUAGAGGAAAAUUGUGUUCGACUGGCAGAAGUGUCUUUAACGUAAAUUACGUCAAGUUGUUAAGUACUACUAAUUUAAACUGUGUGAAAUUUUUUGCAGAAAAAGAAAAUGACUAUGCCCAUUUUGUUAUGGAAAGUAAUGCAAGCUAUUCUCAAACUCUCUACAAGAGACGUUUACUUGAGCAUAAUUCAUUGUGUGACGGUGAUUACAUUAAGUACAUAAGAAGCGAUUGGAGUAACUCUUCUCCGUCGGAAUUGCUGUCUGCGUUCACAGACAUCACACAUUACUGUGCAGCACGUUCGAAACCUAUAACUGAUCCAGAGCUUACCAACUUGAGCAAAGCUGUAGCAGAGAAGUGUGUUGACUUCAGUGAUGAAGAGCUGCUAAAAUGUUUGGAGUGUCUUACACAUUGGCCGGAAACAGAAUCUCUUAAAUCAGUCAAUUUUGUAGAUGUGUGGAGUGCAUUAGACAAAGCAUGUUUGUCUCGCAUUAAAGUUUGGAAUGCCAAAACUUUGCUCUAUGUGGCAGAUAUCUGGUACUCACUUCAUUUGUCCCGUAUCUCUAAAUACGUAGGCGAGUGCAUCUGGAGGCUUGGACGCAAAGUUAGACACCUGUCACCACAAGAGCUAGUCCAAUGUAUGUUUUACAUGAAUUCCAGUAGAAAAUUCAAAGUCCCAAGUUCUAUGUACGAGUUCGAGUUUUAUAUAGAGCAGUCCAUCGAAAAACUGUCCGUUGAUGAACUGUCUAUCAUAGCCAUGGGUUUUUUCAAAAGUAAAACUCAAAUCCGUAGUUCUCGUCUCUUGAGCUGCAUGAUGCAGAAAACUGGUGAGAAGAUAAACACAGUCAACGAGGUAUCACUUUGUUCUCUAAUGAAGCUGUUUCGGUAUCGUCUGCCUCUGCUUCUGAUAAAUGAUGUGAAGGAGCUGUUGGAUAAAACAGUGCCGAACAUCAGUCGUCUCUCGCUGCUGUGCUGUGUGCAAAUAGCUCUGGUAGGCUCGCCGGUCCAGCUGUUCCACAGACAGAUAAUCACUGCAGUGGUGCAGCGGUUCCUGGACGAGUUGCCAACCAGUAGACUCAAGGAUAUCGAGAGAAUGAUAUUUGUAUUGACUCUGUUCAAUUACGUCCCGGAGUGUGCACCAGACUUUUUUGAACAGGUUACUGCAGAAAUACAAAAUAGUACAAGAGAAAGUGAAAUUCAUCAGUAUCCUCGAAAUUUGGCAUACUGCUUGAACUACUUGUCUUUCAAAGGAAUAUAUCUUACUGACUUACUUCAUAAAGUUAUGAGUCAACAGUUCAUUGAGGAAACAUAUGAUGGUAAAAACCUGUACAGCUUGGGACGGGAACUGCUAUGCUUGGAUGUUGCCAUUGAAAUUGACUGUCCCAGCUACAAAGGGAAUCGCUUGGACCCGAGGUAUCGUCGCUUCCUGGCCAAGAGGUACACCAAGUGGGUCCCAGAUCGCUCCAAGAAGAACCUGAGCGUCACCGAGCGCUUGUUCGUGGAUGUCCUGGAUGCAGUGGAGGGGGCGGUGGGUAGGGAGUGUGUGUACGCGGAUGUAAUCUCUCCGAACUACGCGAUACCAGACGUGGUGCUCGCAGUGGAUGCCGACGGCAAGGGCAUCCCGGUGGCGGACUUGUUCAGCAACUACCGCAUAGAGGACGUCAAGUAUGCCCCGAGACUAGCCCAGAGUGGUAGAUGGUUCUGCGUGGUGGUUGCGGGCAUGAACAUGUUCAUCAGGAAUGAAAACACCCUCCUGGGGACCACCAUCACCAAGCUGAGGCAUCUUGGCAGGAUUGGUUAUCGUCCCAUCGUGGUCCCAUGGUUUGAGUUUAGUGAUCUCUCUGCUGCUGAGAAACCAGAGUACCUCAGGAGAAAAAUAUUUUCAACAAAUUGCACUCAGUCAGAGGCUACGUGACAUCUUGGAUAAUGCCUUCCCGAACAACGCAGGCAGUCACCCAGUUGUAGAGGAUUGCUCUCCAGUGAGUACCGCUGUUUCACUCUGCGCAGCAGUGGGCAUCUUCAGGCUGAGAGUGGUUGUGUUCCUGCAUACAAAUAACACUGCUCAUUCGGAACUCUCGACUCGGCCGUAUCUUUGUCCGUCAUCUCCAGCACUACCUGGCAACAUGACCUUCAAGCCAAGCCUUUGUGUAUGGAGCUGAUGUAUUUUUAUAAUAGAUUUAACAAAAAACAGCUUUAAAAAUGUUGUGACAAUGUUGUGUAUGCAAUAUUUGGUUACAACAUUGUAGUUAGUAGCAAAAUGACGACAGAUCACCAACAUUUGUACUUACUUCCUAUGUUUUUGUUUUUUGUGGAGUAGGUAACAGUAGACACAUACAUAUUCAUUAAAAAAAAAUUUUCAAGUCUUUUUUACAUUCAUUAUGAAAAAUUAAAAAGACAAUUUGGAUUGUAAUUUAUGAAUAAAUAUUUAUUUAUCAUUUAUCUGGUAAGAAAAAGGAUAUUGAAGUUUCAAAUUAGUGGUGAUUUUGUUCUUUUUUUAUUUAAAUACUUUCAUUAAAAUUCUAGUGUGAUAUUGUAAUAAUAAAAAUAUAUUUUAAAAUAAAUUUCUUUACUAUUUUCUUACUUAUGUUCAUCUACUUCAUCAUGGGUGAAAAAAAAAAUAUUUAAUGUCACCAGUGUAGUAUUACAUGUGGUCUGUUUACGAAAACUGAAAGCUAUUUUAAUUUUGUUUACAAUCAUUGCUUCAUUGCUGCCUUCAUUGACAAAACAUCAUUGGCAGAAAGAUACAAAGGUAUUGGCACAAUUUAGUCUUUGAGAUAAAUUAGAGAGUUGCAAAUGAAAAUUCAGAACUACGUGGUCGGUAAGCAUCACAGUUGAAGUUCCCAGGGAGCAUCAAAGAUGGCAGCACCAGAAGAUGAUAGGUCGGCAUGCUUGCGCCAUACAGAGCGACCUUUACUGUUCGAAAACUUGCCGUAGGUAUUGGAGAGACCGUAUGUAGCCGAGUUCACAAAAAAAAAAAAAAGGUAACUUUGAAUUAUGUAGUGUAAAAAUGAGUACAUAUCAAAUUGAACAAUAUUAAUUUUGCAAAAAAAAAAAAAAAAAAAACAGCCUCGGAAGCCACACUCGGAAGCGUUCAGUUAGUUGGUAAUGUAAUUAACAAAACACAAGUCGUACUUGGUUACUGAAGAUUGUGGUGGUAAAUAAAAUGUCACUCUAGCAUAAGAAAAAACUUCAAUGUAACCAAAUAUUAUAAAUCGAAGGGUGUGGAACAUGUGGUGGCUUGAUGGGCUCUCCAUAAUCAUUCGACUGACCCACGCACACAGGGCACACAUGGAUUAACACUAGUUAGCUAGGAGAUGGAUAUGGCCGCUAAAUGUUGGAGAAUGUUGUCCUCGAAGGUGAUUAUGAAUGCAAAAACUUGAUAUAGGAAUCUUGGUCAUUUUAUUGUUUUAUAUCGAAGAUAUUAUUCAGAUUCAAAAUUCUAACUUCUCAACCUCAGUACAAGAAAUAAUAUUUGGCAACAUGGAUCCAAAAAUGAUCCAAACUCAUCACCUUGUUUUCAUAACUUUUCUGCUAUCUAACGUACAGUAUCUGAUUAUUACGUUCCAACAGGUGGAAUUGUUGUAAUGAGGGAGUUACGGAUUAAAUCAAUGAUAUUAAUCAAUCAAUCGGUAAAUAAAUCAACCAAUAAGCCAUUACCUAAGAGUCAGUUAUUUGUCAAGUAGAUUAUUUUAUUGGUAGAACAUUAUUAAUCAUUUUCACUGACAACUGUAUAAUUAUUUUAGUAUUUUUAUUUUACUGUUCCAAUAAUUCCACUUUCUGAUUGUCUUAUGAUCUGAAUUAAAAAUCAAGUAAAAAAAAUUAUGUUUGGUUAUUG